Molecule: messenger RNA, 1759 nt
Organism: Vespa velutina
Lineage: Eukaryota; Metazoa; Arthropoda; Insecta; Hymenoptera; Vespidae
Product: iron-sulfur cluster assembly 2 homolog, mitochondrial
Exons: 3
Coding region: 252-728 (158 amino acids)
Biological process (GO): iron-sulfur cluster assembly
Cellular component (GO): mitochondrion
Molecular function (GO): 4 iron, 4 sulfur cluster binding; 2 iron, 2 sulfur cluster binding; iron ion binding
Source: RefSeq, a predicted model, not a curated record
UGCGUUUUUGGAAAAAUUUUAUAUAUCGUAUUAAAUAAAUGACACGCGAUUUGAAAACGCCCGCUGAUAUGGCAUAAAAAGUGAGGUUAGCCAUGUCUUUCCUCUUCGACCAAUUAAACUUUCUCUCGGUGUGAACACGUGCGUUUAACGUCUAAGAAGUUGGCUCUUAUCGUAAGAGCAUUAGCUCUUUGGUCGAAUACAUAACCAAGAUUUAAAUCGAUUUCGUCGUCUAACUCGUUUAGGUUAGAAAGAUGGCGAAACUGAGACGCGCGGUUUGGGGUCUUUCGUCCAAUUUUGCAUCUAACCGAUACUUUUCUCGUUUAUUAACUGCACCAUGGUGCAAUAUCCACACGACUUUGUCACUUAACGGAUUCUCCUCGAAUACUGCUGUUGACACCGAUAAUGCAUUGAUUAUCAGCGAUAGUUGUGUGAAACGUCUAAAAGAAAUAGCAAACGAGAAUGCAUGUUUGAGAGUUACCGUAGAAGGUGGAGGCUGUUCCGGAUUUCAAUAUAAAUUUGAUUUGGAUUCAAGCAUACACGAAGACGAUAAAAUAUUUCAGAAGGAUGGUGCUAAGGUGAUUAUAGAUUCGACGUCUUUAGAAUAUAUAAAAGGGGCGACCGUAGAAUAUCAUACAGAGUUAAUACGUUCUGCAUUUAGGAUAAUCAAUAAUCCUUUAGCGGAACAGGGAUGUAGUUGCGGUGCUAGUUUUUCCAUUAAAAUGAAUUAAUUUUCUUUCUAUAUAUUAUUUUUUAGCUAGAUAAUGAUUAGGGAUCUACCUUAUAUGUAUAAGAUAACUUAUAAAUCUCUGCAAUUUCACGUACGAUCCUAUUUCCACUCUCUAUCUUGAUUAUUAUUGUAAAUAUAUUACAUACAUGUAGCCAUCCCACUGAACGAGAAACUUACGUGAAGAUGCGUUGUAAAUGUAAGUUUAUCUUUGUAGAUAAAAGAUUUAAUAAUGUAUAAAGCGUACAACAUAGAUUAUUAUUAUUAUUAUUAUUAUUAUUAUUAUUAUUAUUAUUAUUAUUAUUAUUAUUUGAAAAAUAUUGAGAUACUUGUGGAAAGUGAAAGAGAAGUUGUCUUUGAUAUCAUAUAUUUCCUAUCUAAUACUUUAUAUAAUAAUAUUGUCAAAGAACAUAUUCAAUAGCAAUAUUUCCUUUUGAUUUCAUAAAUAGCAUAACACAAAUCUGAGUAUGAGGAUAGUAAUGGCGUUGUUGUAUGUCUGGCAUGAAUUUCUUACACGCGCACGCACACGCACACGCACACGCACACGCACGCACACACACAUUUAUAUACAUAAUUUUAAAUUGAUCAAUGAACACGAUUAUCGUGAAUGCGAAUAUUAUACUAAUAUUAUCGAUGGAAUGCCUCUGACGCCUCUGAUGGUCGGGAACCAAGUAUAAAUCACUUUUGUUUUCCUUUUCUAUUGUUCUGCAACGUAAUGGAGGAUGCGUUAACUGAUAAGCGUUAAGAAUAUGAUACAUUGAGAGAGCAUUGAAUAUCCUUUUACCUUAUUCGCUAAUUCAAAUUUUAAUUGUUGGAUUUCCUCCGUCUGACAAAUAAGCUUAUCAUUCAUAUUAGCAAGAUGUUCGCUCAUUGUACUGAGCUGCGCUUUAUAAUUUCCCUCUUGUGUCUCUUUAUCCUUUUGCAGGCUAUUACAAUUGGAGAGGGCUUCCGAAAGUGCCAGCUCGCAUUUUUCUCUUUUCGACUCGCACGUAUCUAAAUGCGCGUGCAUCACUUCGUCCUAAAACAUAGGGAAUA